Molecule: messenger RNA, 6108 nt
Organism: Myotis daubentonii (Daubenton's bat)
Lineage: Eukaryota; Metazoa; Chordata; Mammalia; Chiroptera; Vespertilionidae
Gene: MAPK8IP3
Product: mitogen-activated protein kinase 8 interacting protein 3
Biological process (GO): vesicle-mediated transport
Cellular component (GO): cytoplasm
Molecular function (GO): JUN kinase binding; signaling receptor complex adaptor activity; kinesin binding
Source: RefSeq, a predicted model, not a curated record
UAGCCGUGCUGUGGAGUGAAGGUCUUCUCCCUGUCGCCCCAUGUCCAUUCAGGAGUCCAGUCUUUGCAUACAACCCUUUGCAGCUUUUCCUGGGUUAGUGGGACCCCUCCCUCAGGUGUGACAACAAUGAAGAAACUGGACCAGCUCAGAAGGGCAUGGUCUUGUAUUGGCACCUACUAGUCCAGGCCAACCCCCUCUGUAGUUACGGUGGCCCAUCUGUUAGGGCUGAGCUUGGCGACCGUCCCCCAAACACACCCCACAGUACCCGUCUGUGGCCAGCCCUGAUGCCAGCCCAGAGUGCACUGAGCUCUGGUAUCUGAGGUUUGCACAGCAACCAGGAGAGUCACAGGCAGGAGGCAGCUUCUCUUCUCUCGGCUGUGCUCACCCCCUGCAUAUGCCAAUGGCUUCUGGCUCUCUGAGUUUGAGAAGCCGAUAUCCUGGGUGUGCACAGCUAACCAGGGAAUGCACCCCGGAAUGGGGGCCUUGAGAAAACCGAGGGCAGGAACUUCCCAUGGCCCAUCACUCGUUCAGGGCGCCUGGUCACUUGCAGCCCGUUUUAGCCUGAGCUCAGCCUGUCUGGCGGAGGCAGGCUGUGGCAGGACAGGACACUGACCCCCUUGCCAGGUAAGGAUGCCACCCUCAGGGGUGGAGGGGUGACGCUGGGCCCGGUGAACUUCCUGCAGAGGCUAUCGGGAGACGCCUGCAGGAGGCAACGGGCUUCGGCACCUGGGCAGGGUUGGGGUGUGGACGUGGGGCCCAGAUGUCCUGGAAGUUUCCUUCCUGCUGUAGCUCCUCGCUGACUGUGCUCGCCUCUGGGUGCCUGGCUUGCCUGCAGGAGGCAGCUUCAAGCUGUGACUCCACUGGCUUCUGCUUCUGCUCCAGGGAGUGAGCAUGUCUCUGUGACAUUUGACCCAGGCGCUCACCUGCCAGUUGUGGGCCAUCCUACCAGUGGGUGGGGGCUGUGGGGUCCCAGCUAUCCCCACCAUUCAGGCCAGACUUGGCCAUGUAAGCCAACUGCUCCCACUCUCACUCAGACGAAAACUGAGCUUGCCGCUGGGGCUUCCCUGGGAGCUCAGAAACCACGGGCCUCAGAAACCUCCGGGGCCCUCGCACUCCGGCCUCCCGGGCCCCUUUCUCCUGCCGCGUCUGAGCCCGCUUUUCUCUCAUGACACCUGUUCUCUCUCCUCCUAUGCUGUCUGACACAGUCUUUCUCUUAAUAAAUCACAGUGUUUUAUGUUUUAGUUCUUAGGUGUGUUUUAUUUUAUUUUUAGUUUUUUCAAACAAUUAUUUAAGUUCUUUUAAUUUCAUGUUCUAGGUUUUAAGGUUUUUCUAAUUUCUUAAUUUUGUUGUUGUUUUUGUUUUGUUUAUUUGUUUUUAUGUACUGUAUUUUCAGUGUUUUAACCAAACAAUUGUGGCUACUCAUGGUGAGGAAAGACCGCUAAGAGUGUGGGUCUUUGCAUUUGGAGGUCACUGCUACACGUUGAUGUUUAGGAGGUUGAGAGGUUUGCCUUUAGUGUCCCCAGGAUGAGAUGUCCGAGUCGGGCCAGUCCUCAGUGGCUGCCACGCCCAGCACCACAGGCACCAAGUCCAACACGCCCACGUCCUCCGUGCCCUCGGCCGCCGUCACCCCCCUCAGCGAGAGCCUGCAGCCCCUGGGGGAUUACGGCACCGGCACCAAGAGCAGCAAGCGGGCUCGGGAGAAGCGCAACAGCCGCCACAUGGAGGUCCAGGUCACGCAGGAGAUGCGGAACGUCAGCAUAGGCAUGGGCAGCAGUGACGAGUGGUCUGAUGUUCCAGACAUUAUCGACUCCACCCCAGAGCUGGAGCCCCGCCUCGACCGCACUGGCAACAGCCCGACCCAGGGGAUUGUCAACAAGGCUUUUGGCAUCAACACUGACUCCCUGUACCACGAGCUGUCGACCGCGGGGUCCGAGGUCAUCGGGGACGUGGACGAAGGGGCCGACCUGCUAGGGGAGUUCUCAGUGCGCGAUGAUUUUUUUGGAAUGGGCAAGGAAGUGGGGAAUCUGCUGCUGGAGAACUCACAGCUUCUAGAAACCAAAAACGCUCUGAACGUGGUGAAGAAUGACCUCAUCGCCAAAGUGGACCAGCUGUCUGGGGAGCAGGAGGUGUUGAAGGGGGACUUGGAAGCUGCCAGGCAAGCCAAACUGAGGCUGGAGAGCCGGAUCAAGGACCUGGAGGAGGAGCUGAGGAGAGUGAAGUCCGAGGCCAUCAUUGCCCGCCGUGAACCCAAAGAAGAGGGGGAGGAUGUAAGCAGCUAUCUCUGUACAGAAUUGGACAAGAUCCCCAUGGCGCAGCGCCGCCGCUUCACGCGGGUGGAGAUGGCCCGUGUGCUGAUGGAGCGCAACCAGUACAAGGAGCGGCUGAUGGAGCUGCAGGAAGCUGUGCGGUGGACCGAGAUGAUCAGAGCAUCCCGAGAGCACCCAUCUGUCCAGGAGAAGAAGAAGUCCACCAUCUGGCAGUUCUUCAGCCGCCUCUUCAGCUCCUCGUCCAGCCCCCCACCCGCCAAGCGGUCCUACCCCUCAGUGAACAUUCAUUACAAGUCACCCACCACAGCAGGCUUCAGCCAGCGCCGAAGCCACGCCCUGUGCCAGAUCUCAGCAGGCAACCGGCCCCUGGAGUUCUUCCCAGAUGACGACUGCACCUCCUCUGCCAGGCGGGAGCAGAAGCGUGAGCAGUACCGCCAGGUGCGCGAGCACGUGCGCAACGACGACGGGCGGCUGCAGGCCUGCGGCUGGAGCCUGCCGGCCAAGUACAAGCAGCUGAGUCCUAACGGCGGCCAGGAGGACACACGGAUGAAGAACGUGCCUGUCCCGGUGUACUGCCGCCCUCUGGUAGAGAAGGAUCCCACCAUGAAGCUGUGGUGUGCUGCGGGCGUCAACUUGAGCGGCUGGAAACCCAGUGAGGACCACACUGGGAAUGGAGUCAAGCUGGAGCCAGGCUUUGACCCCCUGACCUGCAACCGGGAAGUGGAAGGAGAAGCCAAGAGCAACCACACAUCGCCGGAGAAGAAAAAGGCAAAGGAGCUCCAUGAGACAGACGCCACCUCAAGCCGGGUGUGGAUCCUCACCAGCACCCUGACCACCAGCAAGGUGGUGAUCAUCGACGCCAACCAGCCAGGCACCGUGGUGGACCAGUUCACCGUCUGCAAUGCCCAUGUCCUGUGCAUCUCCAGCAUCCCCGCGGCCAGCGACAGUGACUACCCUCCCGGGGAGAUCUUCCUAGACAGCGACGUGAACCCUGAGGACUCUGGUGCGGACGGGGUGCUGGCCGGCAUCACCCUCGUGGGCUGCGCCACACGCUGCAAUGUGCCGCGGAGCAACUGCUCCUCCCGGGGGGACACCCCGGUGCUGGACAAGGGCCAGGGGGAGGUGGCUACUGCCGCCAAUGAGAAGGUCAACCCUUCACAGUCCACGGAAGAGGCCACAGAGGCCACAGAAGUCCCUGACUCUGGGCCCAGUGAGGCAGAGGCAGCUGCAGUGCGGCCCGGGCCCCUCACGGAACACGUCUUCACCGACCUGGCCCCUGCCCCACCCCCCAGUGCCCAGCCUGGCAGUGAAAAUGGGCCAGAGGCUACCUCGAGUGAUGUGCAGCCCGAGCCUGAGCCCAGUGGAGACCCCAAGGGGGCCAGCAGCAGUGCCUCGCCCACCAUGUGGCUGGGCGCCCAGAACGGCUGGCUGUACGUGCACUCGGCCGUAUCCAACUGGAAGAAGUGUCUGCACUCCAUCAAGCUGAAGGACUCCGUGCUGAGCUUGGUGCACGUGAAAGGACGAGUGCUGGUGGCUCUGGCAGAUGGGACUCUGGCCAUCUUCCACCGCGGCGAAGAUGGCCAGUGGGACCUGAGCAACUAUCAUCUGAUGGACCUGGGCCACCCACACCACUCCAUCCGCUGCAUGGCCGUUGUGUACGACCGUGUCUGGUGCGGCUACAAGAACAAGGUGCACGUCAUUCAGCCCAAGACGAUGCAGAUAGAGAAGUCCUUUGAUGCCCACCCGCGGCGGGAGAGCCAAGUGCGGCAACUGGCAUGGAUCGGCGACGGGGUAUGGGUGUCCAUCCGCUUGGACUCCACACUGCGGCUGUAUCACGCCCACACCCACCAGCACCUGCAGGACGUGGACAUCGAGCCCUACGUCAGCAAGAUGCUGGGCACCGGCAAGCUGGGCUUCUCUUUCGUGCGCAUCACGGCCCUGCUUAUUGCGGGCAACCGUCUCUGGGUGGGCACCGGCAAUGGAGUCGUCAUCUCCAUCCCGCUGACCGAGACUGUGGUUCUGCACCGAGGCCAGCUCCUGGGGCUCCGAGCCAACAAGACAUCCCCUACCUCUGGGGAGGGGGCCCGCCCAGGAGGCGUCAUCCACGUGUACGGCGACGACAGCACCGACAAGUCGGCUAGCAGCUUCAUCCCCUACUGCUCCAUGGCCCAGGCUCAGCUCUGCUUCCAUGGGCACCGCGACGCUGUCAAGUUCUUUGUCUCCGUGCCAGGGAACGUGUUGGCCACUCUCAAUGGCAGCGUGCUGGACAGCCCGUCCGAGGGCCCCGGGCCUGCCGCCCCUGCCUCAGAGGCCGAGGGCCAGAAGCUGAAGAAUGUGCUGGUGCUGAGUGGCGGGGAGGGCUACAUUGACUUCCGCAUUGGCGAUGGGGAGGACGAUGAGACGGAGGAGAGUGCAGGGGACGUGAGCCAGGUGAAGCCCAUGCUGUCCAAGGCCGAGCGCAGCCACAUCAUCGUGUGGCAGGUGUCCUACUCCCCCGAGUGAGGCAUGGCCUCUGUUGCCCCCUACCUGGCACCAUCAUGUACAUAUGCCCACCCUGCCCCAUGGGGCAGCCCACCAGCCCCUCUCUAACCUCUCAACCUGCAGCUUUCACCUUAGGUCCGGCCUGGGAGCUGACAGGGGCAGCAAGCAGCAAAGUGGAUCUGGGUGGGAGGUGGGAGGGACAGAGCCUUUGGGGACACCCUUUUCCAAGCAGCUCCUGGCCAGCCCCUAGUCCAGAGUCCAGACCCAGGGCACUGGAGGGCCAGAACAAGGCAGAAUUCCAGAGUGAACAUUCCCCAGGGAGCUCCCAACCGCACCAUGGGCUCCCCAUCUCAUCAGGGGAGGAAGCAGGGUCCUCACAGCCAAGGCCCACUUGCCUUUGCCUGCUGUCCAUGAGGGGGGUGGGGUCUGACCUUAAGGGAGCCAGCCCAGCCACUAGCCUUCCCUGGGUUCCCCCAUGCCCUGCCCCUGCCACCCCAGGAAAUGGCAUGAAAGCAUGUAUCCAGGCUCCCGGGGCAGCUGUGUGAGAAGAUAGAUACCCUCGUCCUGCUCAUGUUCCCCGAUUCCCUGUGUGGCAGGCUCUCACCAGCCCUCAUCAACCCAUGUGUCCUCUCCUGGGCAGAAGACCCACCUUAUAGAAGCAGGCCCUGCAGUCCUCCUCCUCCUGGAAGGCCCCAGGGUGGGGUUUCUCAGGCUGCCAGGGCAGACCCAAGCCUCAGGAAGGGGUGGGGGGUGGGGGGGCACUAGGACACAGGAUCGGCCUCAGGGUGAUGGAAGAAGGUGUGCUCCAGGGCCUGCCUCCCAAGCAGUCUCCAAGGAGCCCAGCUCCCAAGACACGUUACUAAGUGCCUCGGGCUGGUGGUGGGGCCUUCUCCCUUAAGGGCAACUGACAGGCUGACAGCGGAGACCCUAAGGGCUCAGGACGGGCCACCUCCCUGGCUCUAGGAGCAUGCACCACCCGCUUUGAAGGGCACCGCCCUGGACUGCUGCCUCCCCACCUGCCCAGGCCCAGGCCUUACUCCUGCUCCGAGAAACACUGAUCAGGGCAGCCCCGGCCCUGCUGCCCACGCACCUCCCACCAGAGAAGCACAGAUCUUGGGCAGCCGUGCCAUAGCCCAGCCAGGACCACUGCAGUCACAUGCAGCGUAGGCUUCUCCCACCGCCUGCCCCUCUCCACUGUGAUGUAUGUCAAGUCCUUGUCUGUCCCCACAGGGCCAGGAUGACCGGUGUUAUCUGGGUGGAUGCAGCUGGGGGAAGGGGCUGGGUGGCGAUUCUCCUCAGGCUUUGGCCCUGCAAGCAAACCCGCGUAUCUGCUCUGUGUAAUAAAUGUCUUACCAUGGAA